Messenger RNA from Xyrauchen texanus (razorback sucker), 1555 nucleotides. Its product is annotated as vasoactive intestinal polypeptide receptor 1-like. Gene Ontology annotation, cellular component: plasma membrane. The record is from RefSeq and is a predicted model, not a curated record. Bases 191 to 1555 code for a protein of 454 amino acids. The transcript has 13 exons. Gene Ontology annotation, molecular function: G protein-coupled peptide receptor activity; peptide hormone binding; vasoactive intestinal polypeptide receptor activity. Lineage: Eukaryota; Metazoa; Chordata; Actinopteri; Cypriniformes; Catostomidae. Gene Ontology annotation, biological process: adenylate cyclase-modulating G protein-coupled receptor signaling pathway; cell surface receptor signaling pathway.
CAGGCUAAUGAGAGGAAGAGUUUCUACAGUUCAGAUAUUAUGUAGUAUUGGGCGUUCUUGUUGAGCUGCAUAGCGCAGUAUGGUUGGAGACGCCGGGGCUUUUGGAAAACAUCCAGAAAUCUAAGAGAGGCUAACGUGUUAUUUAGACGCUAACAAGCUAAAUCUUUCUAUUAUUACCGGAGUUUUAAUUAUGUUACACUUCAGGACUUCGUCAACUUUAAGACUGGUUGCCGUUUUACUGAGUUUUGGGAUUCACCAGAGCACCUGGAAAGCAGUGGAAUCGAUUCAUCCAGCAUGUGCUCUGGUAGCUGAACAUAUGAAGGCUCAAGAGCAAUGCAUUCACACACAAAGACAAGAGGCCCACAACAGCAACAAUAUCACUGUGUGUCGUACAGAGUGGGAUGAAUUUUGGUGCUGGUACAGGGCUGAGGUCGGACAGGUGGUCAACGUCUCAUGUUCCGACAUCUCUCAGCUCUUUGCUACUAAUCACGGUUACAUACUCAGAAGUUGCACCAAUGAUGGUUGGACAGAAACAUAUCCAUCCUAUGAGAAUGCUUGCGAAAUUGUGGAAGAUUUGGAUUCAGAGACUGAGACCACAUAUUUUUCCACUUUCAGGCAAGUGUACACUGCAGGCUAUGCUACCUCUCUGAUUUCCUUGAUCUCUGCCAUCUUUGUGUUUACGGCCUUCAGAAAGUUCCACUGCACCAGAAACUACAUCCACAUCAAUCUGUUUGCCUCCUUCAUUCUGAGAGCCAGUGCAAUCUUCAUCAAAGAUGGAGUGCUCUUUGCCGAUGAGGAUCUAGACCACUGUCUCAUGUCAUCAACUGCAUGCAAGGCAGCAGUGGCUUUUUUCCAGUUCAGUAUCCUGGCUAACUAUUUUUGGCUGCUCGUAGAGGGGAUGUAUCUACAGACACUUCUAGCUCUUACUUUUGUCUCACAGAAGAAGUAUUUCUGGUGGUACAUCCUUAUUGGUUGGGGUCUACCUGCAGUAAUACUGACCAUCUGGGUUCUGGCAAGAAUAUUUUUUGACAACAGAGGGUGCUGGGAUGAUACAGACAUAGCUUACAUUUGGUGGAUCAUUAAAGGACCAAUGACAGUGUCUCUCCUGAUUAAUUUCUUCAUCUUCAUAAAUGUGAUCCGGAUUCUUGUGCAGAAGCUAAAGUCUCCGGGAAUGGGAGGCAAUGAUACCAGCCACUUCAUGAGACUGGCCAAGUCUACUCUUUUCCUAAUUCCUCUGUUUGGCAUGCACUAUAUGGUGUUUGCCUUCUUGCCAGAGAACACAGGAGAGAAUGCUCGCCACUUCCUUGAGCUUGGACUGGGUCCCUUUCAGGGUUUUGUUGUGGCUCUGUUAUACUGUUUUCUCAAUGGAGAGGUACAAGCAGAACUAAAGAAGAGACUAUGGAAGUGGCAGACACAAAGUUAUUUGAGAUACAGUAAGAGGAGACGAACCCUCUUUACUGAGAGCAGCACAGUCACACAAAUUUCAGUUUUAGAAAAAUCCAGCCCCAAGGAGCUGCCCUUAAUUGAGUCCCAGAACAGUGUGUCGACUGUCUGA